UGUAAACAUCCUGACGCGUAUUUGCGAUUGUCUUUUGGGAUUAGAACCACUUAUCUGCGAAUGCAUCUAUAAAAAGAGCGUUGAUAUUUGGUGAAGUCAAUCGAACUUCCGAAAACGAACGAGCAAGAUGAGGGUAGAAGUGAGAAUAUUCGUGCUACUUUUUGGCGUUGCUUUGGCUGGGGUUAUCCCAGAACAACAUUUGGAAAACGGAAUUCAAUCAGGUGAUGUUGCACCACGUGUAAACAAUGUAACAUUGGAAGAAACACCAGCUGUAAAGAAUGACACCCAAGAGUCUGUCGAAGAUAAUGUCGCUUACACCAAGUCCUCUGAUGAAGAUGAUGCGGCCAAGCAUACCAUUGAAGAUGGCAGUAGCGAUGAAAAUGAAAAUCAGAAACACGAUAUCCAGAGUGACGAGGUCCACGACAACAGCGAUGAUGUCUUGAAUGCUCACAGCAACAAAACUGAGUCAGAUGAUGAAGAUGAGGACAGCAAUGAAGAUUCAGAUUCAGAUGAUGUCUCUGAGCAUACUGUUGGCAAUGGAAACACUGGAUAUCCCAAGGAAAACGACAAAGAGAAUGUCGAUGCCCUUAUCAAAGGUUCUCCGACACAACAUGUAAGCAAGGAAGUUACGUCUGAUGUAAUUGAGCAUGAUAAGCAAGUUUCAAAGGGUGUCAGCCAAGCUCCUGUCGACAACCACAAUAUACAAGCUGUUGCUAAUAGCAAAACCCCAGACUCGUAUGAAGUAAUCAAGCAAACUACAGGAAGUAACAAAAUUGUUGACAAUAACAACGUAAAUCCUGCAGAUCGCGACAUUGGCGGAGUUUCCAGUAGCGAUGAGGCUAGUGUUGAAAGCGAUGUGGAAGAAACUGAACCCGAGGCCGAUAACCUUAUUCCGUUGGAGACCAUCCUGCAAGCACUUAGCGACAUCGCAAGCAAGAAGCGAGAAUUAGAAGUGCUGAAGGAGCAAGAAAAGUUGAGGAAAGAACAGGAAAAGAAGGAGAAGGAAGAGCGAAAAGAAAUAUUGAAGAGAGAAAAGGAGAGGCUGAAGUUAGAGAAGGAGAAGGAGAAGCUAGAGAAGGAAAGAAUUAAGGAAAUUGAAAAGUCUAAGAAGGAACAAGAAAAAAGGGAGAAGGAAGAGCUGAAAAUGCAAGAAAAGAGGGAAAAAGAGGAGAGGAAGGCAAAGGAGAAACAACUUAAGGCAGAAGAAAAGCUGCUCCUCUUUCUUGUCUAAGGAGAAAAAAGGGAAAAAGUUAUAAUGAAGAACAAACGCACAAUAAAUCAUACGCUGUAACUAACCUGCAUUCAUAUGUUAGAUGUUCUCAAAUAAACUUCCUUUACUCUCAAACA
Messenger RNA from Acanthoscelides obtectus, 1347 nucleotides. NCBI's taxonomy places the organism in Eukaryota, Metazoa, Arthropoda, Insecta, Coleoptera, Chrysomelidae. The record is from the annotation of a GenBank genome assembly.